AUGGAGCAGAAGCAUAAUCACACUGCGGAGGUAACCAGCAUGUCCGUGUAUCUCGGAGGCAAACGCAUCAUGACUACUUCCAAGGAUUUUACCGUGAAGAUCUGGGACACCUCCAACAUGACUGUUUACGAUGAGAUCCACAAGGAGGGAAUCUUCGAUGCCUGGUUCACCCCUGACGGGCUGCGGUGUGUGUCGGUGUCUUGUGACAAGACAGCCGCCAUCUUUGAGCUGCAGUCGGGCGAGGUCAUCCAGCGCUUCGUUGGGCACAAGCACUGGGUGUGUUUCGCAGCCCUCUCACCCGAUGAGAAGAUCCUCGCCACCGCCUCAAACGACAACACCGUGCGCAUCUGGAACGUGGCAAAAGGCAACGUGCUGCACAUCAUUCGCGACCACCGAGGCACAAUUUCGUACAUCAAUUUCGUACAUCCGACAUGGAUCGUGACAAGCGCCAGGGAUGGCACAAUUGUGGGUUUCAAUCUUGAGGUGAGCACGGUCUCAGGAGCACUGGGUGCGUGUGUAUGUAUAUCUAUACAUUUGUGUAUAUGGUGA
Molecule: messenger RNA, 549 nt
Organism: Volvox carteri f. nagariensis
Lineage: Eukaryota; Viridiplantae; Chlorophyta; Chlorophyceae; Chlamydomonadales; Volvocaceae
Exons: 3
Coding region: 1-549 (182 amino acids)
Molecular function (GO): protein binding
Source: RefSeq, a predicted model, not a curated record